This is a messenger RNA of Boleophthalmus pectinirostris (great blue-spotted mudskipper), 1656 nucleotides long. RefSeq names its product G-protein coupled receptor 22-like. The record is from RefSeq and is a predicted model, not a curated record. Gene Ontology annotation, biological process: G protein-coupled receptor signaling pathway. The coding region runs from base 1 to 1656 and encodes 551 amino acids. Gene Ontology annotation, molecular function: peptide binding; G protein-coupled receptor activity. NCBI's taxonomy places the organism in Eukaryota, Metazoa, Chordata, Actinopteri, Gobiiformes, Gobiidae. Gene Ontology annotation, cellular component: membrane. The transcript has a single exon.
AUGGAGACCGAAGGCUACCGUGACCUCCUGGAGACCAGCGAUGGGCAGGGGGUGAGCCCGCUGGACGGAGGGGGCGGAGGGGCAACGGACGAGGCCUGGAGCACCCCCUACCCUCUGGGCUUCCAGGUGUCUCUGACCACAGUGCUCAUGCUGGAGCUGGUCCUGGGCUUCAGCAGUAACCUGACAGUGCUAGUGCUGUACUGCGCUCAGUCUAACCUGGUGGACUCUGUGAGUAACCUGGUCACUGUGAACCUCCACGUGCUGGACAUCCUGGUAUGUGUGCUCUGUCUGCCCCUCACUGUGGCUGUCAUCCUGGUGCCGGCAAAUGGGAGCGGAGUGGGGAGCCUGGCCACUCUGUGCUGUUUCCAUGAGGCCUGUGUCACUUUCACCAGUGUGGCCACAGCAGUCAAUGUGCUGGUCAUUAGUUUGGAUCGUUAUGACAUCUCUGUGCGUCCGGCGAGCCGCCUGCUGACCCCGCGCAGAGCUGGGCUGCUAUUGGCUGCGGUGUGGGCGGUGUCUCUGGCUGUGUUCUUUCUGCCGUUCCUCGAGGGGGACUUCUUCUCCAGCAGUGAGGAUGAGGAAGAUGAGCCUGAUGACUCUGAGAUCACCAUUGGUCCAGCCCUGUCUUUCUCCACUUCCCCCUCCGCCAUGCCCCCCUCCCAUCCUCCGCACCACCUGAGCCCAGCCUGGCAGAACCGGACACUGCUGUGCGUGGGGGGACAGGGCUACUACACGGGCAUGGCCAUGUACUAUCACCUGUUACUGCAGGUGCCCUGUUUCUUUGUGGCGGUGGCCGUCAUGUUGUUCACCUACUCCAGGAUCCUCCAGGCCCUAAACAUCCGCAUCGGCUCCCACAUGAUGAGAGGCUCUCGCUCUAAAGACUCCACCUGCAGAAUCCGCUGUCGGAGGCAGAAGAGGAAGGACCUGAGCCUGCCCACAGACGCAGCCUCCUCCAACCAGAACCAGAAUGCCUCCCACCCUCCGCUCCUCCCCUCCCCCACCCCGACCCCAACCUCUCCCCCUACCAUGUCCUCCUUCCCCCCGGGCAUGUCCGACAGCGGAGCAACAGUCACUACAGUGAGCACCGCAGCUACUACCCCCAUCGCCACCACGCCCGCCACCCCGGCAUCCCCCACCCAGCCCUGUGCGUCCGCCCAGACCCACAACACCCCUCUGCCCGCCUCCUCUGUGGGGGUCCAGGCCUCGGUGUCGGCCAUCAUCGCUUUGAGAAGGGCAGUGCGCAGACAUAGAGACCGCCGAGAGCGUCAGAGGAGAGUGCUCAAAAUGUCCCUGAUCAUCAUCUCCACCUUUAUGGGCUGCUGGGCCCCCCUGUCUGCGGUGAAUGUAAUCAUUCUGUGCAUGGGCCCCAGCGACGGGCUGGUACGCCUCCGCCUCUGCUUCUUGGCAAUGGCGUAUGGAACUACAAUAUUCCACCCUCUGCUCUAUGCCUUCACCCGGCAGAAGCUACGGCGAGCGCUCAAAACACGCGUCAAGAAAAGGGUGGUGUCUCUUUUGCAGGUGGACCCAGCUCCGAGCGGGGGGACUGUCAUUCAUAACUCUUGGGUGGAGGGAGGAGGGCAGAGGAAAGCUCGGAAGUCCAGAGUGGAGGCCAGCGAUGGGACUGACCGCUGCCUGACAGAAGCAGUGAGAGAGUGA